Molecule: messenger RNA, 2211 nt
Organism: Fusarium poae
Lineage: Eukaryota; Fungi; Ascomycota; Sordariomycetes; Hypocreales; Nectriaceae
Exons: 5
Coding region: 1-2211 (736 amino acids)
Biological process (GO): regulation of DNA-templated transcription
Molecular function (GO): zinc ion binding; DNA-binding transcription factor activity, RNA polymerase II-specific
Source: RefSeq, a predicted model, not a curated record
AUGGCUCCCCAGCAGCCUCCAUCAUCUCUGAGUCGAAAAUCAUCUCGGGCUCCAUCCUCGUCGGCCUCGGAUACACAGCUGGCGAGGCUGUCCGGAUCGACGCGAAGGGCCGGACACGUCCCCGCCUGUGAACCAUGCCGAAAGCGCAAGAAAAAGUGUGAUCGGAGCCGACCGACGUGUAUAAAAUGUACAGAGCGUAACUUGCAAUGCGAGUAUCUCGAUGGGCCUCCAGCGCCGGCCAGUUCGGUUCAGCUUGAGAGACUGGAAAGACUAACCCAAGAUCCAAGCGCGCUUUCUCAACUCUUAGCGACGCUACCGUAUUUCGAAGCCCUGGAGCUUUUUGACAUGUUUCGAAAAAUGCCCAGGGAUCCAUAUCCUGCUGCUUCAUCGAUGCAUACCCCGGAAUCUUCAUCCUCAAGGUCGCCUCCUGCCUGGACACCUUUGGCUGCGCAAUGUCCGUCGCCCAUGCACUAUACUCCCGCCGGGAGUCUUUUGCCGCCGGCAUCUAAUUCAAUGGAACAAGAGCUAAUGGUUCGACAUCCUAUCGCGUAUCCAGUUCUGAUGCCCAUUGCUGUCAACUCGCUACCUCUUGAAACGCUCCUCAUUCCUCGAAACCCAGAGAUGCUGAGAGAGCGCCUUUUACUAAAUGACACGGCUCACUCAGAACUGCCUGACACAGCCAAAAAGAAAGACGACCACUGUUACGGGGCUGCUGAUUGGUGCAAAAGUCUGAUGCACUUGACGAAAUCACAUCUUGAUAUCCUGCUCCAGGUUGAUAUAUCCUUCUGGACAGACUUGCCCAUCCCCAAUGACUUUGCCAUUCGUGUGAUCGCGCUAUAUCUCAAUAAUGAUUUCCCAGUUCUUCCUCUUUUUGAUGCCGAUCUGUUCCUGCAAGAUCUUUCUCAAAAACGACCAUAUUUCUGUUCGCGGUUGCUGGUGUCGGCCCUUUUGGCUUGGGCUUGUCAAGCCUAUACUUCUGUGCAUCACAAAGCAGCCUCCUGGAGCUCCCUCUUCUUUCUCGACGCCCAAGCGCAGCGGAAUCAACUGGACCGUCGCGAAUCUAUUACGUUAUGCAACAUAUCUGCAUUGCAACUCAUGUCCAUGGUAUCGGUGACAUACGGACAAGACGAACUUGCGUUCUUGUUUCAUAAGACAGGACUUGGGAUUGCAAAAACCAUGGGCCUUUUAAACGUUGAUACGCAAUCGCAGUCUGCAGCAGCAUGGGUUCACGGGUAUCCGGAUUGGCAAAAGGCUGCUUCAUAUACGGCGUGGGGCGUUUUCAACUGGUCUUGCGUCUUCACCCUUCAUUAUCAUAGAAUCGAUGUUGAUAUCCCGCCUGGGUUGAUGAUGCCUGGUGAUAUUGACAUCGCUCUUGCAGCUGGAGAUGAGGUUCCAGUAUCGUUACCCGAAAGGAUCGAAGUGUUUCGCGCGAUGUGCAAACUCUGGACAAUUUUUGCUUCCAUCGCCAAGAUAUACUAUGGCCCGGACCUAGAGGGAUUCUUGAAUCAAAAGGAAGCUCUCGAGUACGUAGAGGGGACUUACCGUCAACUCCUCACUUGGGCAGAUGAGUUACCAUUGGGAUUGGUUCGACAACCCGGUAGCAGCCCUGCCAUUUAUCUCAUGCAUACAUACUAUCACGCCAUAAUCACAGACCUUUUUCGUCCCUUCUUACAUCAGCCAGAUCGCGCCUCGACUCCACUGCGGACAUUUGCUGCGGAACGCGCAAAUCCACAAAAUGUUUAUCACGUUUCCAUCCGCCAAAUGAAGCGUCUCCUACUCUCCUAUCGGCUCGAAUUUCAUCUCGAAGCUCUCUCGGUCAUGUGGCAAACCGGGGUGAUAUACGUCGCCAACGCCACGAUGCGCGCAGACUAUCACAACAAAGACGAGAUGCAGUUCUUUGUGAAUCUAUGCGUUGCGGGUCUCGAGGAGCUUUUUAUGUCGUACAAGGUAUUUGGGGCAAUAGCCAAGGGCGUCAUGAGUAUGGCGAUCCGACAGGGGAGCAUAGAGCAGACGCAGGUGAGGCGUGUGAGGAGGAGAUUGAAGGAAACUGGGAAGCGGUUCGUGGUUGGUGAUAAUAGUACAGAUGAGACGAUGGCCAAGUGGAUGCUCGAUUUGGACCUGGCAUUUACCAACUCUGUUGAGGCGCAGGGUGGUAAACUUGCGAGGGAGUUUGAUCGAAUGAGUGAGCUUGGCCAUGACGAUGGCGAGUAA